Molecule: messenger RNA, 2394 nt
Organism: Octopus bimaculoides (California two-spot octopus)
Lineage: Eukaryota; Metazoa; Mollusca; Cephalopoda; Octopoda; Octopodidae
Product: zinc finger RNA-binding protein
Cellular component (GO): precatalytic spliceosome
Molecular function (GO): double-stranded RNA binding; single-stranded RNA binding
Source: RefSeq, a predicted model, not a curated record
UUGAUACACGGAUGAUCUCCAGUAAAACAAUCAUCAACAACAACACUAGAAUAACUGGUGUCCCUGAUUACUUUAGAACAACUUGUCUGAAAUAAACACGUAAAUAAUUAUUAUUCUCAGUCAUCAGAUAAAAGAGAGAAAAAAACCUUUAACGCAUUCACUCAUAUAAUUUAACAGAAACAUAUAUUGAACGAUGGCUGUAACAGGAAAAUCGACGAAAGGCGAUGGAAAAUCACACCGCUUUCGACCAUUUAACAAACGUGGUUCAGUUCCACAACCUCCAAUGCCUUUUUUUCCUCCACCUCCGUGGCAUGCUCGUCAACCAAAGUCUUCAGAUGAUCGACAUGUUAUGGCCAAACAUGCCAGUUUAUACCCUGCUGAAUUGCCGGCUUUUCAAAAAAUGGUUAUUGCUUGUGAGAAAGCUCUUAAAUUAGUAUCAGAUAAACUCUCUACAAAUGUAGUAUCACCGUCUGUAGAUAGUGAAACUCCCAAGGAGGAAGAAGACAAGCAGUCGACUACGGAGUCUGUAGAGGCGGACACUAAGGUAAACAAACCGAACAGUAACAUUUCAAAACAGAAUAACAAUCAAGAUGAUGUUUACCGUUCAUUGAGAGGUGUCCAACGAGUUGGUGUGUUUGGUCACGGGCUUUUGUUACAAACUGAUACUUGUGUCGAACUAGUAGCGUUAUCUGCAGAAAAGCCCACCGAGACUUUGCUCAAUCAAAUAUACGAAUGCUUUCCUUCUCAAUUAUCUCUUGUCACAGAUGAAAAAUACGAUCUGGAAAUAAAUGUGGCGCAAGCGGCUGUAAUAGUUAUUCGAGUAAAAGAGCCAAAAAUAAGUUGUAAAAUUUCUUUGACAUCUCCGAUUAUGAGGGAGAAUAUGGACACGCCGGUUGUCUCUGGAGGUGACGAAGACCAACAGGAAGCAAAUAAUAAUGACUGUAAAACAGGAGAAGGAUCUGACCAGGCCCUUGAAGAAAGUGAUGCUCAGGGGACUUUCGAGGAAAGUAGUAACAAAGUAGAAAAUGAAACUGCGGCAUUGAACACUCAUUCUGAUAUGCACAUCGAGGAAGCUGAUCCACCAGAUGUCUUGAAUAAAGGAAUUUGUUUAAACGCGUUAGCUGAAUUAAGGCGUGCCAAAUGGUUCCAGGCUCGGGCGCGCGGAUUACCUAACUGUUUGGUAGUAUUACGGAUUCUACGCGAUUUAUCUCAAAGAAUUCCACUUUGGUCUAAUUUGAACCUGUGGGCGAUGGAACUGUUGGUAGAGAAAUGUUUAGGUAGUGUCAGAGCUGUCCUUGGGCCUGGCAACGCACUUCGUAGAGUUUUUGAGUGUCUAGCUGCAGGAAUAAUAUUACCAUCAUGUCAAGGUCUGUAUGACCCUUGUGAAAGAGAACCUUCUGACCCUAUCAGUGAAAUGACUGCCCAGGAUCGAGAGGACAUUACCGCUGCUGCUCAACACAUGCUUAGACUUAUAGCUUUUAGAAGAAUCCGCAAAGUACUUGAUAUGGAACCCUUGCCGCCGCCACAUAGGAAAUUUAAGCAAAGGAAGCGAAAACGUGUCGGAGAAGGAGCUGAAGGAGAUGCUGUUGAGAAAAGAGACAAACAAUGUGAUGAUGUGGAUGACGAACUUGUUGAAGAUGUUGAAGACUGUGACAUUGAGCCUUCUGAUGCCUAAAAAGAAAGCUCUCAAAAUUCUUUCGUUUAAUCUCCACACACGUAUACACACACACACACACACACUCUCUCUCUUUCUCACCCUCUCUGUAUUUCAGCCCUUCCUUAUGCAUUUCUUCACAAACCCUCUUCCAUUAAAAAUUAUAUAUUUCAUAUUUUGAUAGUUUUGAAGCUAUCCGUUAUUCAGUUUUGACAAACCACCAGUAAUCACCCCGACUUUAAUCACUAUAUUUACAACAAUGUAAUGAUUAUUUCCUCUUUAAUGAAGCGAGAUGUGUUUGAAUUGAAGUUGCUAUAGAUGCAAGAAAAAAAUUUUAAUUCCAGUUUGGAAGCUGUUCUGAGUUUGAAAUGAAACUAGUUGUUUUAAAACAUUAUCAUGCAAAGAGCAUUGUUUUAUUAAGGACCAAACAGCUCUAAAAUGUUUAAUAUAUAUAUAUAUAUAUAUAUAUAUUUAUCUUGACACUGACUUAUUUCUAAGGGCGAUGUUAAAAUUUUGUUGUCACAUUAAUGAAAAAUUCUUCCCGUUUUUUUUUUUUUUUAUGUAAUUAAGGAAGUUUUCUUGAUCGUGAUUUUUAAAACUGAAAAUGUAUGUUAGACUAAUCUGACCUCUACAAUUUUCAUUGAUUUUGAUUUUUAUCACCCCCCCCCUUCCAAAUUAUUUUCACUUGACAAUUAAGAUAAUUUUUAAAGUUCCAUUGUAAAUUCUAUCUAAUUGAUGUC